Molecule: messenger RNA, 4414 nt
Organism: Acipenser ruthenus (sterlet)
Lineage: Eukaryota; Metazoa; Chordata; Actinopteri; Acipenseriformes; Acipenseridae
Gene: dpy19l3
Product: dpy-19 like C-mannosyltransferase 3
Exons: 21
Coding region: 411-2567 (718 amino acids)
Cellular component (GO): nuclear inner membrane
Molecular function (GO): mannosyltransferase activity
Source: RefSeq, a predicted model, not a curated record
UUAGCUUCAGCAAAAACAGGUGACUGGCGUGACGAGGAGCAUUAAGCAAAUUCAGUGUAUUAAUCAAGUAAUGAUUUACAUGCAACUGAAUCAGUAAAACAUUUCCUCUGUAUGCAGCAGACCUACCUAGACCAGACCUAAUACUGAGACAGCGUCUGCUGUACCAGGACCGCUUGAUAACCGAUGAGCACAACCAGUCCCAUCAGUCCCAAUUCAAAGCCGAACCUCGUUGUGACGCCCACAAAAGAGAAAGUGUUAACCAAGCAAGAACACCACUUCCUGCCUCACCCCACCUCUCAUCUAGUCAUCUCACUCUGGGUCAGUGUGGCACAGCCUGCGCUGCUUUUCUGAACAAACACUUCAGCCCUGCCAACACAGUGAGAGUGCUGGAGCAGCUACAUGAAUGAACCAUGACUGCUCUAAGGCAAAGAAAAGGGAGCAAGGGUAAAGAAGGCAGCCAGGAGCUCCAGAAGCCAGAGACCACACUGGAAACCAAACCUAGGAUUCCAGCUGGCAGUGUGCUGUGGAGUGUCUUAUGGUCAGUAGUUGGCGGACUAGUAGCAGUGUCCCUUGGUCUUCUAACUUGCAUUUAUGUAGCAACUUUACAUGAGAAUGACCUGUGGUUUUCCAAUAUCAAGGAAGUUGAGCAGGAAAUUUCCUUCCGAACUGAAUGUGGUCUGUACUAUUCGUAUUACAAACAGAUGCUGCAAGCUUCGUCUGUACAAGAAGGGUUGUUUGAACUAAUCAACGACAAUACCACGGAAUCCAAAAGAACUAUUAACCUUCUCCAGCGAAUGAACAUCUAUCAAGAAGUGUUUCUAGGUGUCCUUUACAGAAUCCUUCCUAUUCAGACGUCCUUGGAGCCUGUGUAUUUCUACAUCUACACUGUGUUCGGCCUCCAGACUGUGUAUGUUAUUGCGCUGUACGUCACCAGCUGGCUCCUGAGUGGAACCUGGCUGUCAGGAGCUCUCACUGCAGUAUGGUUCAUUCUGAACAGAAUAGAUACCACCCGUGUGGAGUUCACCAUUCCGCUUAGGGAGAACUGGUCUAUUCCGUUUUUAGCACUUCAAGUAGCUGCUAUUACUUACUACUUAAGGCCACAGUUGAAGCCACUGCAGCAGAAACUGGCCCUUUCACUGAUCUUCCUCUCAACUCUAACCUUUAGUUUGACCUGGCAGUUUAAUCAGUUCAUACUGCUAAUGCAAGCUCUUGCCCUCUUUGCACUGGAUUGCUUAGACCUGGUUUCAACAGGAAAGGUGACUUGUUUGUACCUGGUUCAGGUGAGCAGCUUGCUGCUGGUCUGGUUACUGCAAUUCUUCAACCCCAUGAUCCUGGGAUCAUUAGCACUAAGCUUCAUUGUAGCUGCUCUUACAGUAAACUUCUUCCAGAAAAACUUGAGAUCAGGAUGCUUCCUUACCAGGAUAGGCAAACUGAUCCUCCAUUUGAUUUUUGUGAUCAGUCUGACUAUUAUUAUGAACUAUUUAACAAAGAAAGCACUGCAGCUCAGAUCGGAUGAACACAUUUAUAAGUUCAUAAAGGCGAAGUUUGGGCUUGGAUCAACAAGAGAUUUUGAUGCCAACCUAUACCUUUGUGAGGAAGCCUUUGGGUUGCUGCCCUUUGACACAUUUGAGCGACUCUCAGACUCUUUAGUCUUAUACCCUUACAUAUGGGCUGUCUCCAUAAUGACGAUCGUAGCAACAGUUGCAGCUGUACGCAAUCUCAGUGAUUCCACAAACACUCCGUUCCCUAAUGGAAAGGAAGAAGAAACAUUUUUAAGGCCAGCCGUGGCCUAUAAUCUUUCACACACUGUGGUUUUUGGACUGUUAGCUUAUAGUACCAUGAGAAUGAAGUACUUGUGGGCUGGCCACAUGUGUGCUUUUGCUGCGUACGGAAUCUGUAGCGAUGAAGUGUGGAGACCGUUUCUUAAAGUGAUUCGCCUUCAUACAACAGCCAGGGAAAGGCUAAUUAGAUAUACUGUACCUGUUCUGCUCCUUGGUUUCCUUUACUACAAGUUCUCACCCAAACUCCUGGAAGAAAUGUCGGAACUCCGAGAAUUCUAUGACCCAGAUACAGUGGAUCUUAUGAACUGGAUUAGCACAAAAACCUCCAAGAAAGCAGUUUUUGCAGGAAGCAUGCAGCUUUUAGCAGGAGUCAAACUGUGUACCGGAAGAGUCUUAACAAAUCACCCCCACUAUGAGGACAAGAGUUUGAGAGAGCGCACCAGACAGGUCUACCAGAUCUAUGCUCGCCAGUCCCCUGAAGAUGUCCACAAGAUCCUGCGGUCCUUUGGCACAGACUAUGUAAUCCUUGAGGACAGUAUCUGCUAUGAGAGGAGACACAACCGAGGGUGUCGCUUGCGGGAUCUGCUUGAUGUAUCAAACGGCCAUAUUAUGGAUGGCCCAGGAGAGAACGAGGUUGAUUUGACUCCAUCCCCACACCCCCGGUUCUGUGAUGAAAUCAGAACAGAUCAGCCUCCGUACACUACAUACUUCACCCGUGUAUUCACAAAUAAAACAUUCCACGUUUACAAGCUGAAGAAAGGAAAGAAGAAAACAAAAUCAAACUAAAGAGCUUUUAAAAGAUUGUAGUCUUAGGUCCAGGUAGCCAUCAUAACAGCGAUCAACAUAUCUAAUGGCUUUUUAUUCAUGCAGUGCUGAGAUAGGGCUUUUGUGACAGGUGCACUGUGUAUUGGAUUCCAUAUGCUCAAUUUACAUAAGUCUUUUGUGCGCAAACUGUUAUAAUAUCUGACUGAUCAGAACAUUUUUGUAGAACUGUGUCAGAAGGAAGCCCAUAAAAAGCAUAAACUCAGGAUCAACGCCACCAGCAUUCUUGUCAUGAGUAGAGUAAUGAAUGUUGAAGUGCAUUCGCUUUUGGAUUGCAUGCAUUUUUUUUUAAAAUCUUGAGACUGCUGUAAUUGUAAUCUAAUUUGAUCCAUAAAUCAUGUUAUCCUGUAUGCUCAAGAAAACACUGUGCAUCCACUUUAAGUCUUUUUUAGUAAUAUUUUUAGUAGAGGUUAAAAAAUAAAACAGCAUUAAGGUGAAACAUGCAUGCUUUCUUAUAAUGCUAUUCAUGUUGGCCCAGAAAUUGACAUUUUUACACAUUUUAUUUUUUAUUUGAGUUACUGUAGGUGCUCAGCUGUUUGUUUUUCAGAUUGAUUCAGUCCUUUCUUUGUUGAAAACAAGCACAUCUACAAUACUGACUCUUCAAAAAGAUGUGCAAGGGUAAAUGUUAGUUGCUGGUCUCCUAGCAGUUGUAAGAUUAUUAAAGCAAUACAAAUCUAAUUGUAAGAUCGACAGGAAAUUAACUUUCUAUUCCUCAGUGCUUUUAUUUUGUGUUAUUUUGCUUUCUUGUCAGUGAGUUUCUCCCCAUGAGAAAAUGGGAGUUACAUAUUUAAUGUCAUUCAUCCUAGUCACUACUGGUCUUGCAUGAGUAUUUGUUAGAAUUAUACUUUCUAUAAAAAUGCUGAAAAAAGCAACCAAAUGUAUGGAACAUGUGGUUUCAGGCUGAAACAAGCCUUCAAAUGUAUGUCUGGAUGUAAAGUUAUCUUUCCACAUCGUUAGUGUUACUAAUUUUAGACGUCAAGGUUCUUCCACUAGAACUGUUUUUUGCCUCUUAAAACCAUAAGACAUUGCUUGGUGUGUAUGGAACUAGUGCCAUACAGGAAGCUUGUUUGUGUUCACCAGUGUAUUUUUUGUUUGUUUGUUUUUGUUGUGUUUUAUAAAUAACAGUAACAUUGACAGUCAUUUCUUUAGUAGUUGAUGAUAUGCAGCAUACAGCUUUUGAACCAAUCUUUUACAUUAUUCUCUGAAAACCAGCUUUUCGGAGCACACACUUUUUGGCCUUCCCUGUAGAUGCAAAGCCAGUUGCUACUUUAUAAAUGUACAUUUUGAUUGGGCUGCUCCCUAAGUAGGUAUUUCUUGCACCCUGUGACUAGUUAAGCUUCAACUAGCUUCGGAGUCAGGACCCAUAGCUCAAGCUAUUUAGGUUAGCAUCACAUUGGUUUUGUUUUUUGAAUGACAUUUGUAGCACUAUUAGACAAUAAAGAACCUAUUCCAUUGUGCCUUAAUGUAUUGAAGUUUCACAAAAGUGUUCACAUAAAUAGGUAGAAACACCAUUCAAUUUUAAACUCUAUUAACUGGUAUUAUUCCCUAGCAUUGAGUCAAACAAUCCAUAUGUAUGAUCUCAGAAUUCAAAGUUCUUACCUGCGUGUGCUGCAUACAUUAUACUCCAUAAUUUGCACUAGCACUACUAAAGUAUUUUAAUUAAAAAAAAAAAUGUAACUUUUUUGUAAUCUGUAUUGUUUCAUGUAGAAAAAUCCCAAGUAAGUGCAUCAUUGUGCUCACUCAAAAAGUGCAAUAUAUGCCUGUGUUUGGGAUAUAGUUUUUUGUAAAAACAAAUAAAAAAAAUCCUAAUU